Girardinichthys multiradiatus is the source of this 6095-nucleotide messenger RNA. Its product is annotated as inactive phospholipase D5-like. The transcript is spliced from 10 exons. Gene Ontology annotation, molecular function: catalytic activity. The record is from RefSeq and is a predicted model, not a curated record. Bases 362 to 2056 code for a protein of 564 amino acids. Lineage: Eukaryota; Metazoa; Chordata; Actinopteri; Cyprinodontiformes; Goodeidae.
AGAUAGAUAGAUAGAUAGAUAGAUAGAUAGAUAGAUAGAUAGAUAGAUAGAUAGAUAGAUAGAUAGAUAGAUAGAUAGAUUAAAUUUGUAUUCAUAUAGGUGCAUGAGACUUUGAGAAGGAGAGGCACUUCAUUUGUCUUUUUGAGCCACACACUCUUUUCACACACAUACAGAUGCAUUUACAAACAGCAACACAGUGAUUUGUGCUGUGCGGAGGGAAGAAAUCUCCUCCCCUGUGACUCCAUGGUAAAAGGUGGGAGUUAAGGAUCAGCAGGCGUAGACAGACUCUUCCUGCUUCUGUUGUCACACACCAAGAGAAGCACAUGUGUUUGGGAGCAGAGAAACAACAGAGCGAAACAUCAUGAAGUCUCAGCAGAAGUGCAUUGUCAUCUUUGCCUUAGUGUGCUGCUUCGCUGUGCUUUUGGCGUUGAUUUUCUCGGCAGUGGAUUUUUGGGGAGAAGAUGAAGAAACAGAGGACGAGUGUUCCAGUAACUGCAGUAUUGUGCUUGUGGAGAACAUUCCUGCGGACAUGUUGUUCUCAGACAACAGCACCUUCCACCUACCUCUUUCAACAGGACUGAUCAGCUUACUGAACAAAUCGCAGGGGGUUGUAGAGAUUGUUUCCCCACUGUGGUUCCUUAGUCCCUCUGACUAUGAAUCCAGCUUCUACCCGGCUGCUGAACAGGCCAAGACUUUGCUAUCCAAGCUGCAGGAGCUGAAAAACAGAAAAAUCAAGCUGAAGAUCUCCACAGGAGAAUUCAACUCAGCAGAGCUGAAGGCACUUGCAGACAGUCAAGUUGCUGAGGUUCACGAGGUGAACAUGACACUCCUCACCAAAGGCUACCUCCACUCAUCUUUCUGGGUAGUCGAUCGGAAACAUUUCUACAUCGGCAGUGCCAGCAUGGACUGGAGAUCUCUGACCAGCAGGAAGGAGCUUGGUGUGGUGGUGUAUGAUUGCAAACCUCUGGCCUUGGACCUGCACAGGGUUUUUAGCCUCUAUUGGGGGCUUAAACAUAAAACCUUCGUCCCCACCUUUUGGUCCAAGCGUCUGUUUCCCUUCUUUAACAGAGACAAACCUGGAAGUCUCUCAGUUAACAGCACAAAAGUUGAAACCUACAUUUCUAGCUCACCAAAAGCUUUCAUCCCCAAAGGUCGCAGCAGUGAUCUAGAAGCAAUCUCCAGGGUCAUCGAGCAAGCCCGCCAUUUCAUAUACAUCUCCAUUAUUGAUUACCUCCCCCUCUGCAGUAUGCAAAGAUACUGGUCUGAUAUUGAAAACCUUUUAAGAGAGGCACUGAUCUUGAGAAAGGUCCGCAUCCGUCUGCUGAUAAGUUGCUGGGAAGAAACUCAUCCUCUUACUUUUAACUUCAUCUGGUCCCUGAAGAGCCUGUGCAUGGAGCAGGCCAACUGUUCACUAGAGGCUAAGUUCUUCAACCUACAGAGGGACGGCAGCCUCAGUGGAAUGAAUCACAACAGGUUUAUGGUUACAGACAGAGCCAUUUAUAUAGGCAACCUUGACUGGGUGGGGGAAGAGUUCACCUCUAAUGCAGGAGCAGGCCUUGUUAUCAGUCAUCCAGCAAAUGUGACAGAGAGGAACUUCACAGUGGUGGAGCAGUUACAGGCUGUUUUUGAGCGGGACUGGUUUUCACGUUACGCCAACACACUACAGACUAAUAAAAUCCCUGUUUGUGGCAAGCAACAAAUCAACAAGUCAGUGCUUUUUAAAGCCAGCCACCAAAACUAUGGACCUUUGCCUAGAAGAACAGGCCAGUAUGACAAUAGACCUACACCACUGAGAAACCAUAUCAAAGCUGAUAGACCUACACCGGACAAAAUAACACACCAUGAAGAUAGGCUGAGAAAAAUGAGCUCACAAAGCCUGGCUAAUGAACAGGUGCCAGUUGUGAACAAUCCCGAAGAGAGUGCUGGAAUUAAAAUAAAUGACCUCGAUGAUGAACAGGCACAAACAAAAAAUUGGAAGCAUAGCAUUUCAGAGGAUCCACCUAGUCGGUGGGCUGAAAGCAGCGGCUUCAGAGAGAUGUCCAACGGAUCUCUGUGAUGUGUCAAGGGUCAAUGUGAUUUUGAGAAUGAACUUUUGUAGCAUUUUAAUAUUGUGGUUUUGUAGUAAACAAAAACCUAGAAGAUUUAAGUAUUGUCUGGUUUGCAAAUAUUCAAACGAGGAAACACUCGGAGGAGAAUGAAACCUUCCACCGCAGUGUGGCACUUUCUAUGGAUCAUGUAUGAAGGAAAGCAAAACAGUAUAGGUUAGAUAUAACAAUGACUGUUGUGCAAACAAAAACUUACUUACCUGCUACAUAUUUAACCAACUCUCAGUCAAAGGAUGUAUGUGAGUUUAAACUGAUUAUUGUAUGUAAUGUAUGUAAUGUAAGAUGUUUUUGGCAGUCAUACCUUAUCGCCCUUUUAAAUGGGGAAAAAGAACUGCAUGCUUAUGCAGAGACAGGAAGACGUGUAGAAUGUGCAGCUAUAGAAGCUACAUCUUUUUGGUAGCACUCCAAAAUAGUUGAAACUUUAUAACAAUUGCCUUUUUGUGAAAAAAGAUGUAAAUAGUUUGUUAACCACUCGUAAUACUUUUGGAAAGAAAACAUUUAUAUCUAAAAACUCCAAAUUCAGUUACAUUCAUGGCAAAAAGACACUAAUGCGGCUCUGUCUGGACAAUGCCUUUAGUCCUCUUAAUGGAAACAACUCCAGAAACCGAUUUUGAAUCGUGACCCAUAGCAUAGGAAGUUCAGCUCUAAAGGCUCUUAUCUAAUCAAUAUUCAUCAUGGUUUAUACACUUGCAAGAUACUGGAAACCAUGGAGUUUCCCACAUAAGAUUGUAUGCAUGAAAGUAAAUUAUUUUAUUAAUACUGAAAGAGAUUUAAGUAAUGUAAAUGUACAUUUGCACACAAUUUUCCUGUUGCAUUGCUACUACUGAAAAACUUUCACUACUUUUUCUUAGAGGGAGAUACUGUCUAGUAUUUUGUUUGUUGUGGACGAUGGGCUUUUACUCUGAGGGCUCUUCACAAAAAAAAAAAGACUUUCUUUUUAUUCCCUAAAUUCCAACAAAGCAGGAAGAACUCGGUUCAAAUGUGUCCACUCUUUCAAAGUAAAACAAUGUAACUAUCCAAACAGAGGUUACACACAGAAAAAAAAUAAAUAGGGGGGGGGGGGGGCAAUGCACUUGGAUCUCUGCUGUAAACCAAAUCAAUGCAAUGAAUUUUUAACAAAGCUGCCAGCUGAAGUACCUGCUGUACAUCUUCAAGGACAUUGUGGGCUGUAACGUCAUCCGUAACGUAACCUGCAUUCCCUUUAACGUAGGCAGAUUUCAACAUAUGAUAUAGAUUGCCAGGAAAGAAAUAUUACUUAGCACUUGUCACUGAAAGCUUUUAGCAGUUUUCAUUUUGCAUUUCAAAUGUUAGCAUGUAGAAUGUGUUUACACAAACCUAAUAUUUAAGGGUUUUUCUUACUCUAAAGGCCAUUAUUCAAGCAAACAGGACAACACUAUCAGUUAAAACUAUAGUUAGAUGUUUAGGGAUGUUGUCUUGAUCACUGCUAGAAGUAACACAUCUAUGAUAAAGGUUUGUCAUUUAGCACGAUGAAAAAUACCAGUAAGAAUGAAGCUCAAAAGCACAAAAGCAAGGAAAAUUUAUGUAAAUUAAAAUCAGAGUGGUCCAUAGACAGGUAUCUGCAAUGCCUUACAAAGGUAAUUACACUCCUUUGAACUUUGUCACAUUUGGUUACAUUAAAAUCACAAACUUAAUUUUUACCAGCUUUGAUCUGUUUUAUCGUGUAUUUUACCAGCUUUGGACAUCUGAAACUUUUGCCCAUUCUUUGCAAAAUAGCUCAAGCUCAGUCAGAUUGGAUGGAGACUGCCUUUAAACAGCAAUUUCCCCAGAUUCUCAACUGGAUUUAGGUCUGGACUUUGACUGAGCCAUUUUAACACAUGUAUGUGAUCUAAAACUCUAGCUGUAUGUUUAGUGUCUUUCUCCUGCUGGAAAGUGAACCUCCACCCCAGCCUCAGGUCUCUUGCAGCCUCUAACAGGUUUCCAUUCACAACUGAAGAAAAGCAUCCCUACAGCGUAAUGCUGCCACCCCCAUGUGUUACCUUGGUGAUAAGCAUUAAGGGCUCAUUUUAGCUUUGAUUUUGCCAUUAUUCCAUUAAAGCUAUGCUUGUAGUGUGAACGAUUAAUAACUGUUUUGUCAACCGAUCUCUGCAGUUCUUCUGAAGUUACUAUGGCCUCUUUGACUGCUUCUCUAUAUGUACAUGGUGAUGUGCAGCGAUAGUUUUCUGCCACAUAGCGUUUUGCUUGUAGGCCAAAGAGAGUCAGAGCACCUUCUUUGACAUGUUUGUUGUGUCCUCUACAUUGCUUGUAACAACCUGGACUUCUUCUCUAAGGCCUUCAUAUAGCUUCUGCAAUUCUGUGAUUACAUAAGCAAGCCACACUUUCUUAACUUCACCCCACUAUGACAGAUGCAAGACAUUGAACUCCAAGUUGCAUACUGAUCUCUGAAUUGGUGUGUGAGUCCGACUUGAGGUGUAAAACUGCUUUUAGCGGUUAGUAUGGCAAGGAAAGUGCUUCAUAAGUUUAGCCUAUUUCAGAGUUUUAAUUGAAACCCAUUUUUAAAACUUUGCACAACUUUGUGUUGCUCUGUCACAUAAACCCCCAAUAAAAUACAUUGAAGUCUGUGAUUGAAACAUGACAACAUGUGCAAAAGUCCAAGGGAUAUCAGUACUUUUGUAAGGCGCUGUAUAAAGCAUAUAUCUGGUUCAAUUGUGCUUCAACACUUUGCAAUCAAAAUCUUUUUUGUUUGCUUUUAUUUUUCUUUUGCCUAAAGAUUUUAGGAACAAACUGUUUUUUAAUCAAACAGGUAAUCAGCAGCUCAACCAAUCAUGCAAUAAUAUAAGUUUUUAAGGAAAAAAGCAAGGGAACAUUUUGUAACCUCUAUCCUACACUGACAGACACAUUUUAUGCCAAAUCACAGAUCUCAGUGGGAGAUCAAACCAUCAUGUGCCAAAACAAAUCUGCUUGACAUGAAUAUUUUCUGCCAUCUAGUGGAUAUUAUGAGGAAAAAAUGUCAACUUUGUGUCAAUACGACAAACUGCUUCAAUCAAGUAUAUGUUUCAUAUUGUUUCACAUUGUUCACAACAGCUGUUUUAUAAGUCACUAAAAUCCCUUUAAUAACUAGUAGUGACAGUGGUCUCCGGUUCAUUACAGGGCUAAUAUAUGUCACUUGACGUAAAAUAUACAUACUAUAAUGCCAUGCACAUAUUUCAGCAAACGUUUAGACUCUCGGUGUUUCAACACCUGUUAUUUCAUGUUUUUAGAUUCUACCAGAUGUAAAUAAAACGUCACUUAAAACCACUGAUGUGCUUAGUUCUCACAUGUACAUGUGCUUUUUGUUUUGUCUAAUGCACUCUGCCACCAUAGUCAUUUUGGAUGUAUCUGGAAUGCAAUUAUCAACGGACUGUGACGUGUUGGAAAAAAAUGCUGCUAAUAUACUCUGCCAAUGUCAUUGUGUGAAAUAAUACCUGCCUGUAUGUUUCCCUCUUAGAGGGGACUAUAUGCAUGACACUGGAGCUUGUUUUAACUGAGCAAAACUGACAUCCAACUUGUCAUAUGUCAAGGUCUGAAACCAGAAAUCUUUUGUCAAAUGCCUUCAUGACAAAUCCAAGCAAAAUCAAGAAAAGGCCUGUUUCUGCCUCACCUGCUGGGAAUUGUUUUGACUGAUGAAAUCUGGGGAAACUUCGGUGAAACCUCUUGGAUUUCAGCUGUUUUUAUGAUGUCAGACGGUACAAAGGUGUUUGAGGAGCUGCAGAUUUCAGAAACAUGCAGAAACAACUUGUUCAAUUUACAGCUAAAACCUUUCAAAGUUGACUACAUUUAUUUCAUGGAUGUUCCAGCAUGACUAUUUGCAUGCACUGCCUUUAUGAACUUUGCACAGUAAGCUAUGAGCCUUUAUAGAAAUGAAACUAAAAGGGAAGUCUUAUAUACCUUUAACGAUACAAUGGAUUGUAUAUUUAUUAAAUAUUAUGGUUAUGCACAAACCUGCAAAUCGGAUUGCUUAGUUUUUACUCUUAAUAAAAAAUAAAUAUCCUA